Messenger RNA from Cynoglossus semilaevis (tongue sole), 5507 nucleotides. RefSeq lists its product as uncharacterized. The coding region runs from base 264 to 854 and encodes 196 amino acids. Gene Ontology annotation, cellular component: voltage-gated calcium channel complex; membrane; neuronal cell body. The transcript has 4 exons. Gene Ontology annotation, molecular function: high voltage-gated calcium channel activity. NCBI's taxonomy places the organism in Eukaryota, Metazoa, Chordata, Actinopteri, Pleuronectiformes, Cynoglossidae. Gene Ontology annotation, biological process: calcium ion import across plasma membrane; chemical synaptic transmission. The record is from RefSeq and is a predicted model, not a curated record.
CAUACCACUGUAUAUAAAAAAACAACCAGAUUUGUAAUAAUUACAUUGCACAUGUGAUGCUCAGAGGGUAAAUGCACUUGAAGUUUACUGUUUGAUACUAAAGUAGUUACACUGUUUCUGAUUGAUGAAGAUAUAACUAAUCUUCGAAAUCAUGUUUUACUAUUUGUAACAAGUCUAUCCAUACUCCCUGUCAUAUCUCCCGUUUGUCACAUCACAGAGUGAGGCGCCUGUGUCACUACAUUGUGACAUUGCAUUACUUUGAGAUGUCCAUUCUAAUUGUCAUUGCAAUGAGCAGCAUCGCCUUAGCAGCAGAGGAUCCAGUUUGGACCAACGCCCCUCGCAACAAUGUACUGAAAUAUCUGGAUUAUGCCUUCACUGGUGUUUUCACUUUUGAAAUGGUCAUCAAGAUGGUGGAUCUGGGCCUGCUGCUUCACCCUGGAUCCUACUUCAGAGACCUGUGGAACAUUCUGGACUUCAUAGUGGUCAGUGGGGCGCUGGUGGCUUUUGCAUUUUCGUGGCAGCAUGACCUGGUGUUAAGGAAGCUGGCAGAGGUGGCGGAAUCAUGCAGACAGGAGGCCAACAACAAACCUUCCACCUCAGCAAGACAUCCCAUAUGGUUUGCAAAGGGUCGACCUGGAGGGGCAGCUCCAAUUCCCCAGGGAGAUCACAGAAACUUCGCUCCAGCCAGAUUUAAUCAUGUGGUCAGAACCACACAGGACCGUUCUGAUGGUGGAGCUCACCGUCCCAUGCAAGGAAUGCAUGGAGGCUGCCAACGAGCAGAAACAUGCAAAGUAUGCAGACUUAGCAGCAGAAUGCAGAGAGGCCAGCUGGAAAGCCAUCACGUGCCCCGUUGAAGUAGGAUGCAGGGGCUUGUUGGGUCCUCAACUGUACGACUGCUCCGUGACAUGGGAUGCACAAAAGCAGGGUGCAGGAAAGCCAUUAGGGAACUGGCAGAAGAGGCAGAAAAGGGCAGCUUCUGGCUGUGGCUAAGGAAGAAAGAGGGGAGUUGGGGGCCAAAUAAAACGUGACCCAUUCACCUCAACGUAAAUUUACCCGCAAUAGUUAAUUUCAAACACAAUAGACAUAAUUAAAUAAUAAACUGUAACCUUAGCUCAAAAACAGGAGCAACAGAUUAAGUUAGGAAGUAAUGUUAAUAAACCUAAUAGUAAUUAAUUAGCAAGACACACCCUGGGCUCUUCCUAGGCGGAGAGUGUCUAGUGUUAAUGGCUGAAACACUCGAUGAUCCCAAGGUCCAUUAUUGAAGAUGUGUCUUACAAUAAAAUUAUCCGAAACAACCAACUCAUCCUAAAAAGCCACAAUCCGGUAAUACACCCCAUUCCACCCCAGCCCCUUCACCCUGAAGAUAAGUAUAAGGAUGACCCCAAUAAUUCCCCUGCCACAGCCCUAUUACCCACCCCUUGAUCAUACCAAGGAAAAUCACCCUUGAGGUAAGUUGUUACCACUAGUGACACUAUGGCACUAGUGGUGCCCAGGGAGGUGUUCAGAUGAACACACUUGCACAAAGGCACUGGUGGAGGUGACAACUGUGACUACUGUGGAUCCAGUGACUACUGUGAAAGGUCAGCUGGUGUCCAGGGAAGACUGGAGGACAUCCAGGAGAGACUGAAUGACCGCAGAAAAGUCUGCAUUGGGGGUGGCAGGCUAGUUACCUUACCCACCGGUCCCAAGCGGGACACCCCAAACAAACCACAAAGAGAAACAACCCAAUGGCCCUCUGAGAGGCGAGAUGAAAGAAGGAAAAGGAGAAGAGCAACUUCUUUAAAAAACCCUUCAAGCACCCAAGACGGCUUCUAGAGGACAAGAGAAGCUGGAAGCUGGGGAUCACACAUUCAGAGCUGGAGAAUUAUUUCAGAGAGCAUUACAGUGACCCAGCAAGAUCAACUCCACUGGGGUCACCUGGUUAUGUUCCUCGCCUAGCCCCCCCAUCCUUCCCAUUCAAUGCUGCUCUCCCUAAACUCAGUGAGGUCGCGGAAGUUGUCCGGAAAGCGAGAGCAGCCUCAGCCCCAGGCCCCAACGGGACACCUUACAAGCUGUACAAGUGUUGCCCAAGGGUCCGGAGACUUCUGUGGAACCUCAUGAGGGUGGCCUGGAAGAACCAAGUCAUCCCCUCAGAGUGGCAAAGGGCAGUCACAGUUUUUAUCCCGAAGGAGGCGAUAUCCACCACCGUCAGCCAGUUCGGGAGCAUCGCACUCCUGAAUGUUGAAGGGAAGAUCUUUUUCUCCGUAUUGGCCAUGAGGCUGACCAAUUACCUGACUAGCAACAGGUACAUUGACACCAGCUGACAGAAAGCAGGUGUGCAAGGAUUCCUAGGGUGUGUGGAACACUCUGCAGUCAUAUGGGAGCAGAUCCAGAGAGCGAAAAUGGAGAGAGGUGACCUGCAUGUGGUAUGGCUGGACCUUGCCUACGCGUACGGAUCCGUCCCCCACCAACUCAUCGAGUAUGCCCUGGACUUCUUCCAUAUCCCUGGCUCCAUCAGAACCUUGGUAGCCAAGUACUUUGAAGACCUCAAGAUGUGCUGCACCCAUCAGGACUACACUACAGGAUGACAACAGGGGGGCUGGAUGUCAAGGGAAGGCGUCACAGACAGGCCCCUGGCGUGGGCUCAUAUGCGGAAGAUCCCCCAGGCCAGGCUCAGCUUCCUGAUCAGGUCUUCCAACGACACCCUGCCUGUCCCAGAAAUCCCCACUAGUGGUUUGGUUACAUAUAGUUUGCAAAGGACGGAGAGAACAUCAACCUCCCUCGUCAGAGAGUAACAUCAACAGUACUCUCACCAGGCAGUGAGUGGUCGAUGAGGGUCAACCUUGGGAGGCAGCUCCAAUUCCUUAGGGAGAUCACAGAAACUUCGCUCCAGCCAGAUUUAAUCAUGUGGUCAGAACCACACAGGGCCGUUCUGAUGGUGGAGCUCACCGUCCCAUGCGAGGAAGGCAUGGAGGCUGCCAACGAGCAGAAACAUGCGAAGUAUGCAGACUUAGCAGCAGAAUGCAGAGAGGCCAGCUGGAAAACCAUCACGUGCCCCGUUGAAGUAGGACGCAGGGGCUUGUUGGGUCCUCAACUGUACGACUGCUCCGUGACAUGGGAUGCACAAAAGCAGGGUGCAGGAAAGCCAUCAGGGAACUGGCAGAAGAGGCAGAAAAGGGCAGCUUUUGGCUGUGGCUAAGAAAGAAAGAGGGGCGUUGGGGGCCAAAUAAAACAUGACCCAUUCACAUCAACGUAAAUUUACCCGCAAUAGUUAAUUUCAAACACAAUAGACAUAAUUAAAUAAUAAACUGUAACCUUAGUUCAAAAACAGCAGCAACAGAUUAAGUUAGGAAGCAAUGUUAAUAAACCUAAUAGUAAUUAAUUAGCAAGACACACCCUGGGGCCUUUCUAGGUGGAGAGUGUCUAGUGUUAAUGGCUGUAACACUCAAUGACCCCAAGGUCCACUACGGAAGAUGUGUCUUACAAUAAGAUAGUACAAAUUAUCGGAAACAACCAACUAAUCCUAAAAAGCCAUAAUCCAGUAAUGCACCCCAUUCUACCCCAUCCCUUACCCCAGCCCCUUCAACCUGAAAGUAAGUAUAAGGAUGACUCCAUCAAUUCCUCAAUCAUACCAAGGAAAAUCACCCUUGAGGUAAGUUGGCACCACUAGUGACACUCAGGCACUAGUGGUGCCCAGGGAGGUGUUCAGAUGAACACGCUUGCACAAAGGCACUGGUAGAGGUGCGUCAGGCAGCAAUGCCCAGCAGGCAGACCGUCAGCCUGUAUCAUCAUAUGUAAACCAAAAUUUUCCCAAUGAAUAUUUCUCUGAGAAUAGUACACAAAGAAAUGACUUACAUAAUAUAUAUGUAUAUAAUAAAUAAAAAAAUAUAUGUCUGUCCUCAUAAGGAGAAAAGCAAUGUCUCUAUGAAAGAGGAGACUCAUUGUAUACAUAUUUAAGUAUUGUGUAAUUUGGUAAGUUGAUUCUAUUCUCCAUCUUAAAAGAUGGACAUGAACUAAAACAUGAAUAAAAGAUUGGCCAGCAGGUGGCAGAAGAAGCAGCAUUGGAGUUGAACCAGCAGCAUAAUUACUACAUCUAAGCCUACAAUUAGCAUACUUUAUAAGUAAGUAUUUUUUUUUCAAUAACAUACUUUAUAAACUUAUGUUAUUUGGGUAUUUUUUCAGAAUAAAAAACAAUUAACCUUUAAAACUUACUUCACCAUCAUGAUCCUGGACCAAAAUAGUGUUUUCUUUGUAUAUCCAUGCACGGACAGAGAUAAUUCUCUCCCUGUGUAUUUUUUUAGUGUGGCCUAAUUGUAUGCUGGGCUGAUGGUUUUGAGCUUAACUGAUACAAACAGCUGUUAAAAUGAAUCUAUGUUAUAAGAUAUGAUAUAAGGGCAGAUUUCUUGUAGGGAUGAGUGUAACCCGCAGCCUUCACUGACAUGUCUAAAACCCAUUACAUUCUGUCCAUCUGGGACCCCACUGUACUUGACAUUUGUGUGCUUGGCUGAGGGUCCGUCCUCCAUGCCGUACUUCGUCACAGUGGAGCAUGUCACCUGUGUCUUCCUCAUCGUUUUAUUUCUCUAUCUUUCACUGGGAGUUCUCCUCAGCACUAACCCUGACACAGGCCUUAGACAAACCAUCUUUUAUUCCUGUAAUUGAUCAGAAGCUCUGUGCUGUAACCAGCCAGCUGCUGUCAGAGGGCAUGGCUUCAUCUCAGGGGACGUCAAUCUCCUCCAUGGUCUUAGCAGGCAGUGUAUUAUGAUAGACUUUAUGACGUAUGACGUUCACCAUCUAUUUUUAAUGACUGUAGCAUCACAUCAUGUCCAUUUACAUGUGCACUAAAUGGUAUUCAUCAGACUUGGAUCCAUUAUAUCAAGACAUAAUCUGUACUGAACAGCUUUUCUGAAUGAUUUGGAGUCACAAUGUGAUAAAAGUUACAUGAGGGAAAUAACAAAAUAAACCUUAAAGCAAGUGUUUAAAUCAAAUGCAUACUAGUUAGAUAUGAUGUCAAACACCCACACAGUAGUCAAUUCUAAUUAUCUAAUUUUAUAUACAUUUUUAUAUUAUCAAAAUCAUGUUCUAAAUAAGAAUAUCUAAAAUCAUCAUUAAGACGACAGUCAGGAAAAUGUAACUAAUGCUAUGAAUUAUGUAUGAACUAGUAUCAAAUUACAUAAAGUAUAAACAAAGCUUACUCCUCUUGAUAAUGCUAUAUUGAAUUUGAAAUAAUCCUUAGCAGUAUUAAAUAUAAAUAAAACUGUGAUUUUAUCCUAUUCUUUAUCCUACACACACAACUCAACAGAUGAUUGACAUCUGUCAUUUCUGUCAUCACUUGUCAUAAAAUGCUACAGAGGUUGUUUGUCUUUAGAUUUGUCUUGACAACAUCAGACCAAAGCACCUCCAUCAAAAUGAACUCUGAUGAUUCAUUAGUCAUGUCAUCGUAUCAUUCAGGAAAUGAGCGGCACCUAUUGGUGCAUGUGUCAUGCUUGUUGCUGCAAAACUGCACCUGCUAACCUGGAAACUUUGCCUUA